Cicer arietinum (chickpea) is the source of this 2634-nucleotide messenger RNA. Its product is annotated as long-chain-alcohol oxidase FAO2. The record is from RefSeq and is a predicted model, not a curated record. Gene Ontology annotation, molecular function: flavin adenine dinucleotide binding; long-chain-alcohol oxidase activity. NCBI's taxonomy places the organism in Eukaryota, Viridiplantae, Streptophyta, Magnoliopsida, Fabales, Fabaceae.
GAGACAAAGAUUGUGAUAACAGAUAGUGCAAUAUCUGAGAAGAAAUUAAGAAAAGAAAAGUAUCUUUGUGAGUGCAGAUAGAAGUGAGAAGAGUAAUGGAGGAUUGCCAUCCUUUAUUGAGAGGAGGAAGAAAAACAGAGAAAGGUUACAGCCAUGGAUUAUCAACUAGUCAGAUGCAUGUCAUGGCUUCCAUUUGUGACACCCUUUUUCCUUCUCUCCCAUUAAACAAACAUAUCUCACAAAAUCAAAUCCUCUCAUCUUUCUACUCUGCUUCUGGUUCUCACUUUCCUUUUCCUGAUGAGGCUGCAGAGUCAUUGAUGUUGUUCAAGAAAAGUAUCCCAAAAGCAAUGCCUUUGGUGAGGUGGAUUCUACUGAUUCUAUCAUUCAGAUUAGGGACACUUUUACUUUGUGGAACUCUUUGCUUGCAUUGGAAGUGGCCUUUUGUUCUCAAAUUCACUGAGAUUUCUUUGGAAAAGAGGGAAAAAAUUCUGAACAACUGGUCAAGGGAGAAAUUUUGGAUACCUCUAAGGGUGGUUUUUGUGUUGAUCAAACUUGUUUUCUUCUUCACUUUGUUCUCCAGGGUAGAUGUAAAUGGUCACAAUCCAAUGUGGAAAGCAAUAGGGUACAAAGUAGACACUAGGGAAAAGUUGAAACAAAAGAAGAGGCCCCUCCAAGAAGGACUAAUAGAAACUACAUACGAAUCCGAUUCGACAUUAAUCCAAUCCCUGACUGAAAAAGGCCUUGAAGUCACUGAAGAUGUAGAUCAUAACUUGUACAAGAUAAAAUGUGACGUUGCCAUUGUCGGUUCUGGCAGUGGCGGAGGAGUUGCAGCCGCAAUUCUUGCAAACUCAGGUCACAAAGUGAUCGUCCUAGAGAAAGGAGAGUAUUUUGUUUCACACGAUUAUUCUUCACUUGAAAGUUCAUCGAUGAAAGAGCUAUACGAAUCAGGAGGAAUGAUGCCAACUGUUGACGGCAAAACGAUGAUCUUGGCCGGCUCAACAGUAGGUGGAGGUUCAUCUAUAAACUGGGCUGCUUGUGUAAGAACACCUGAUUCCGUUACGAAAGAAUGGUCCAAAAAAUAUAAACUAUCACUUUUCGCAACCUCUGAUUAUCGAUCUGCUAUGGACUCAGUAUGCAGAAGGAUCGGUGUGACGGAGAAAUGCAAUAAGGAGAGCUUUCAAAACCAAGUUCUUCGAAAAGGGUGCGAGGGAAUCGGCUUAAAAGUUGAGUCAGUUGCAGUGAACUCAUCAGAAGAUCAUUAUUGCGGUUCGUGUUGUUUCGGUUGUAGAACAGGCGAUAAAAAAGGAACCGACUCUACUUGGUUGGUUGAUGCUGUAAACAAUGGUGCAGUUAUCAUCACUGGAUGUAAUGCUGAGAAAUUCAUACUUGAAAAUGGAAAGAAUGGAACAAUAAAGAGAAAAAAUUGUUCAGGAGUGAUUGCUGCAGCAAGUAACAAAAGUAAGAUAACCAAGAAACUUCAAAUAGAAUCCAAAGUAACUAUCUCAUCAUGUGGAUCUCUAUUUACACCCCCUCUGAUGAUUUCCAGUGGUUUACAAAAUUCAAACAUUGGAAGAAACCUUCAUCUCCACCCUGUUCAAUUUGCUUGGGGAUAUUUUCCAGAAGAAAUGACAAAUUUGAUCGGUAAUAACUAUGAAGGAGGAAUCAUAACUUCUAUUCACAAAAUACUUGCUGAGAAUUCGACACCGAAAAUCAUUAUAGAAGCACCUGCUUUAGGACCUGGAUCCUUUUCAGCAUUGAUUCCAUGGACCUCAGGUCUUGAUAUGAAAGAAAGGUUGGUGAAGUAUGCAAGAACUGCUAACCUAUUUGCAUUGGUUAGAGACAAAGGGUCAGGAGAAAUAAAAACCGAAGGAAGAGUUUCUUACCGACUCGAUAAAAUCGACAAAGAAAAUCUUAGAGUUGGAUUAAGGCAGUCUUUAAGGAUUUUGGUUGCUGCGGGAGCUGUAGAAGUAGGAACUUAUAGAAGUGAUGGACAAAGAAUUAAAUGUAGAGGGAUUAAAGACAAAGACUUGGAGGAGUUUCUUGACAAUGUCGCGGUUGUCGGGGGACCGCGGUCGAGAGGUGAAGUGUGGACAGUGUUUAGUUCUGCACAUCAAAUGGGAAGUUGUAGAAUGGGAGCUAAUGAAGAAGAGGGUGCAGUUGAUGAGAAUGGAGAAAGUUGGGAAGCAAAAGGGUUGUUUGUGUGUGAUGGAAGUGUUUUGCCUAGUGCUGUUGGUGUUAAUCCUAUGAUAACUAUUCAAUCUACCGCAUACUGUAUUGCUAGUAAAAUUGCUGAAUCAUUGAAGAAGAAAUAGACAGAGCUUUAAUAAUAAUAAUAAUAAUAAUAAUAAAUAAUAAUAAUAAUAUUAAUAAUAAUAUUAAUAUUAAUAAUAAAAAAAUAAUAAUGAUAAUAAUAAUAAUAAUAACAAUAAUAAUAAUGAAGAGUAUAGUUUCAAUGCAAAAGAAUUUCAUUGAAAAUGCACAUGUACUUUUCAUUUUAUACCUCAUAUUGUAACUAGUAUUGUUAGUGUUCACAAAUAAAGUUUCAUGUAACUAUGUCAAAGUUUAGUAUGUGGGAAUUCAUAAUAUGAUGUGAUUAUGUAUUUCUUAUGGAUUUUGUAAGUUCCAAUAUUGUCA